AUGCCAACAGAGAUCUCAGCGCCAUUGCACUUCCGCACCCUUCUAAAUGGCCAUACCUAUCUCAUCGCCGACUUCUACGCAACAUGGUGUCCGCCUUGCAAGCAAAUCGCGCCCAUCUACAAUCAACUCUCCACUACGCACGCCUCACCAGGGAAAUUCGCAUUCGUAAAAGUCAAUGUGGAUGAGCAGCGAGAGAUCGCGGGGCAAUAUGGUGUCACAGCUAUGCCGACAUUCAUGGUCUUCAAGGACGGUAAGAAAAUCGAGGAGAUCAGGGGCGCGGAUGUGAGGGCGCUGAAGGCUGCCGUGGAGAAGGUUGCUGGUGAGCUGGGGAGGGUUAAGGAGGAGAAGGUUGAGGCGAAGAAGCCUGAGGUCAAGCCAGAGGUCAAGGAGGACAGCAACAAGGAGGAGGACGAGAAGACCGUUAGCGGGAGUUACGGGAUGACUGGGGGGAACAACUGGAAGAUGUCGUUGCAUUAG
This is a messenger RNA of Alternaria triticimaculans, 477 nucleotides long. RefSeq lists its product as uncharacterized. The transcript has a single exon. NCBI's taxonomy places the organism in Eukaryota, Fungi, Ascomycota, Dothideomycetes, Pleosporales, Pleosporaceae. The record is from RefSeq and is a predicted model, not a curated record. Bases 1 to 477 code for a protein of 158 amino acids.